Molecule: messenger RNA, 837 nt
Organism: Lodderomyces margitis
Lineage: Eukaryota; Fungi; Ascomycota; Pichiomycetes; Serinales; Debaryomycetaceae
Exons: 1
Coding region: 1-837 (278 amino acids)
Cellular component (GO): cytoplasm; nucleus
Molecular function (GO): heat shock protein binding
Source: RefSeq, a predicted model, not a curated record
AUGGGUAUUCCGUUUCCAGAUAUAGAUCCUUAUGAAGUGUUGGGUGUUGAUAAAGAUGCAUCCCCAAUACUAAUAAAAAAAACUUACAAGAAACUAUGUUUGAAGCAUCACCCUGAUAAGAUCAAACAAUUAAACCAAGAUGGUGGCUCGGAGGCAGUUUCUGAAGAGGAACUAUUCACCAAAAUUCAAUUUUCAUACAGCAUAUUGAGUGACCCAGUAAAGCGGAACCGAUACGAUACUUUGGGUUCGUUGUCAGAGUUUAGUGAAGAUUACGAUGACGAGGGGUUUGACUGGAAGGAGUAUUUCCAAUCGAUGAAUGAGAGAAUUACUAUUGACAUGAUAGAAGAGGACAGGGUCAAGUACCAAAACUCGGAAGAGGAGAAAGAAGACAUUAUCUCGAAUUUCAUCUAUUACGAAGGCGAUUUCCUAAAGUUGUUUGAAGUGAUUCCUCAUUUGAACUUUACUGAAUCCGAGGAAGAGCGUGUAUAUAAAAUCAUUGAGCAAGAACUCCCCCAUUUGAAAGUGGAAAAGUCUGUGACAAAGUCUUGGGAAAAGUAUACGAAGAGCAGGAAAACUAAAGUGAAAAACAUGUUGAAGAAAUUGGCCAAAGAAGCUAAAGAGGCAGAGGAGUUAGAGAAGCAGUUGAAAAAAAAGAAUGAGAAAUCACAGGAUUUGGCAAGUUUGAUCAAAAGCCGUCAAAAUAACCGAUUGGAUGGGUUGAUUUCCAACCUAGAGGCGAAAUACGGCAAAAAGCGAGGCAAGAAGAGAUCCUCAAAAGACAUUGAUGAUGACGAAUUUGAGCGAAUUCAAGCAGAAAUGUUGAAAAAGAGUAAGUAG